This is a messenger RNA of Chionomys nivalis (European snow vole), 2069 nucleotides long. RefSeq names its product hematopoietic cell-specific Lyn substrate 1 (gene Hcls1). The transcript has 14 exons. Gene Ontology annotation, molecular function: actin filament binding. Gene Ontology annotation, cellular component: actin filament; plasma membrane; cortical actin cytoskeleton. NCBI's taxonomy places the organism in Eukaryota, Metazoa, Chordata, Mammalia, Rodentia, Cricetidae. Bases 104 to 1597 code for a protein of 497 amino acids. Gene Ontology annotation, biological process: regulation of actin filament polymerization. The record is from RefSeq and is a predicted model, not a curated record.
AGCCGCUGCUCAGUUUCUUGCCCUGAAGUGGUAGCAGCUGGUGGGGCCGCUGGGUGUGGAUUUGAAGAGCCGGAGCUGGGAGCUCAAACAAACAGUAGUGAAGAUGUGGAAGUCUGUAGUGGGGCAUGAUGUGUCUGUUUCUGUGGAGACCCAGGGUGAUGACUGGGAUACAGACCCUGACUUUGUGAAUGACAUCUCCGAGAAGGAGCAGCGGUGGGGAGCUAAGACCAUCGAGGGCUCUGGACGGACAGAGCACAUCAACAUCCACCAGCUGAGGAACAAAGUGUCCGAGGAGCAUGACAUUCUCAAGAAGAAGGAAUUGGAGUCAGGGCCUAAAGCCUCCCAUGGCUAUGGAGGCCGGUUUGGAGUGGAAAGGGACCGGAUGGACAAGAGUGCUGUGGGCCACGAAUAUGUCGCUGAUGUGGAGAAACACUCUUCUCAGACUGAUGCUGCCAGAGGCUUUGGGGGCAAAUAUGGUGUUGAGAGGGACCGGGCAGACAAGUCAGCAGUGGGCUUUGAUUACAAAGGAGAAGUGGAGAAGCACGCAUCUCAGAAAGAUUACUCUCAUGGCUUUGGUGGCCGCUAUGGAGUAGAGAAGGAUAAACGGGACAAAGCAGCUCUAGGAUAUGACUACAAGGGAGAGACGGAGAAGCAUGAGUCUCAGCGAGACUAUGCCAAGGGCUUUGGUGGCCAAUAUGGAAUCCAGAAGGACCGAGUGGAUAAGAGUGCCGUUGGCUUUAACGAAAUGGAGGCCCCGACCACAGCCUAUAAGAAGACCACCCCCAUAGAAGCCGCUUCCAGUGGUGCCCGUGGGCUGAAAGCAAAAUUUGAGUCCAUGGCUGAGGAGAAGAGGAAGCGAGAGGAAGAAGAGAAGGCCCAGCAGAUGGCCAGGCAGCAACAGGAGCGAAAGGCUGUGGUGAAGAUGAGCCGUGAAGCUCAGCAGCCACCGAGGCCUGUGGAAGAGCCAGCAGUGCCGGCCCCAGUGCCCAAGAAGAUCUCCUCUGAGGUCUGGCCUCCAGCAGAGAGUCACCCACCCCCAGAACCUGAACCCAUGAGAAGCAGAAAAGAACACCCCGUGCCCUCUCUGCCCAGCAUGCAGACUCCACCCCAGAAUCCCCCGGAGGACGAGGAGGCCCCAGCCCUGCCCCCUAGGACUCCGGAAGGCCUCCAGGUGGUGGAAGAGCCAGUGUAUGAAGCGGAGCCUCAGCCCCCAGCCCUGCCCCCUAGGACUCCCGAAGGCCUCCAGGUGGUGGAAGAGCCAGUGUAUGAGGCGGAGCCUCAGCAGGAGCCUGAGAACGACUAUGAGGACGUUGGGGAGCUCGAUCCGCGGGAGGAGGAAGAGGGAGACUAUGAAGAUGUGCUGGAGCCCGAGAUCACCCCUUCUCUGUCCUACCAGGCUGGAUCAUCUGCCGGUGCUGGUGGUACAGGGACCUCUGCUGUAGCCCUGUAUGAUUACCAAGGAGAGGGAAGCGAUGAGCUCUCCUUUGAUCCAGAUGACAUCAUCACUGACAUUGAGAUGGUGGAUGAAGGCUGGUGGCGGGGCCGUUGCCAUGGCUACUUUGGACUCUUUCCUGCAAACUAUGUCAAGCUCCUCUAGUGAGCAGCCCUAUUGUCUUCUGUUACUCCAAUUCCCCAGGUUCAAAACGGCUCUGCCUCCUCCUACCCACUCCACAGGACUGCUGCAAAGGACCUAAUAGCAUGCCAUGGAGCGCCUGGGUUCAGACAGACCUCCCUCUCCUGCUUUAUUAAGAGCUUUAGGUAGAGACAACAUGAAGCAGGGGCCUUCCCUCUGCAUCCACUCUUCCCUGGGAUAACCUAUAGCAUCAUCUGUGGUCCUGCCUCCUUCCCAACACCCCCCUCUGCUCUCCUCCCUCUUGAGUGCUGGCGUUCCCCUGUAUACUAGUCAUCAGGGAAACUCUUGCUAGGCAGCCUGAUUUUGCCUGGUUGUGCUUUUUUGCUCAAUUUCUUCCCGUAAGAGAGAAAUUGGAACUGUCUUUUCUGUUUAGACAUAAAACUGAGAAUAAAGCGAGACUGUGGCUUAGCUUUGUACUGGGGUAAGUGGUGGUCUU